Messenger RNA from Dioscorea cayenensis subsp. rotundata (Guinea yam), 2393 nucleotides. Its product is annotated as probable beta-1,4-xylosyltransferase IRX9H. Bases 661 to 1980 code for a protein of 439 amino acids. The record is from RefSeq and is a predicted model, not a curated record. Lineage: Eukaryota; Viridiplantae; Streptophyta; Magnoliopsida; Dioscoreales; Dioscoreaceae. Gene Ontology annotation, molecular function: galactosylgalactosylxylosylprotein 3-beta-glucuronosyltransferase activity; xylosyltransferase activity. The transcript is spliced from 5 exons. Gene Ontology annotation, biological process: plant-type secondary cell wall biogenesis; glucuronoxylan biosynthetic process. Gene Ontology annotation, cellular component: Golgi membrane.
UUCGCUCUCUCUCUCUCUCUCUCUCUCCCCUUCUUCUCGCCGGAGAUUUCGAUGACGAUUUCGAAGCAAAGCUGAGGCCCAGAUCUUUCAAUCCCGUCGGUGAUGGUGUGUCCCGGGUUCUAAUCCUUGUUUCUCUUCUAAAUUUUGAAUUUGGGAAAUUUUUACUGAAAUGAGAGAAGAAUUGGAUUUGUAUGGUAGAUUUUGUUUGCUUUGAUGUGGAAGAUGUGAAAUAGAGUAUUGAGCAGUUGUUUAGUAAAGUUCUUCAAUUUUCAGGAAGUCGAUGCCAAUUUUACUACUGUUGAUCUGAGUGGUUUCUUCAGCAUUUUGUGAAUUGAUUGGCAACCAUGAAGCCAGUUUAAGUAUUCUAAUGCAAAUGUCGGUGGGAUACUGACUUUUUUCAUUUAUCUAUGCGAUGCAGAUAAAAGAAAUUUGAGAUGUGUUCGGUUCCAAUGAUUGGAUGCCAGUGAGGAGUGUGCUCUCUAAUAUGAUUAGAAUUUUGGGAUUUAAAGUUGGGAGCUUUGUUUUGAGUUAUUGAUUGCUUAAUAUGUUAAUAAGUUGAAGAACUAAUAGUGUUAAGAUUUAUGCUAAUGUGGAUUUGAAAGUAGAUUUUUAUGUGCUUUGUAGUGGAGUAGAUUGAGUUUUUGAUUUUUGUUGGUGAAAAUGACAUCAUUUAGAAGAAGCUUGUCUUUGUUGCAACGAGAUAGGCCUAUCCAAAAUGGGGAAUCUGGCUCUGAUACUUCACCAUCACCUAAGCUGCCCCGUUCCCGGGCAUACAUGGUGUUGAGAUGUUUUGUCAAUUCAAUGGUGAACCCUGUGAUUGUUCUUAUGUUUUUGGAUAGUAUGCGAGCCUCCUUUUGUGGAUUUUUCUCACAAAGAUCUUCUCGGCAUAUGGAAAGGUUGAAAGUGAAAGGCCAACAUUGGCAUCGGGGUGUCUUCCACCUUUUGGUUUUCUUUUUGCUCGGAAUAAUCAUUGGAUUCACCCCAUAUUUCUCUGUGGAUGUCUCCAAGAAUUUUGGGCUAAAGCAUAAGGCUUUUUCCUUCGAGGAGGAUCUUACUGCUGGAAAUGCUCACCAUGAUUCAGGAAAAAAUGAGGUUUCACUGGCGAAAUUAUCCACAUACAAGCGCAAUGAAAGCUUGGGAAAAGUCGCAGCAAUGGAGUGGACAGGUGAGCCCUCAUAUAUUCCAUCUUCCACUGAGGACACAACACUGGUAGAUCGGAAACUUCUUAUUGUUGUCACCCCAACAUAUCCACAUUCCUUUCAAGCAUAUUAUUUAAAUCGUUUGGCAUACACUUUGAGAAAUGUCCCACCACCUCUGCUGUGGAUAGUUGUAGAGAUGCCCCCGCAGUCUGCUGAAACAGCAAAGACUUUGAGGGAAACUGGGGUCAUGUUCAGGCAUCUUGUAUGCAAGCAGAACAUGACCAACGUAAAAGAUGGACAUGUUUAUCAAAGAAAUGCUGCACUUUCUCAUAUUGAGAAGCAUCAUCUUGAUGGGAUAGUUUACUUUGCUGAUGAUGAUAGAGUGUAUUCCACAGACCUUUUUGAGCAAAUGCGAGAAAUCAGACGUUUUGGCACAUGGCCAGUUGCUAUGCUUUCCCAGAGCAAGAACAAAGUGAUUUUGGAAGGUCCUAUUUGUAACGGCACUGAAGUUAUCGGGUGGCACUCAGAUCAAAUAAAGAAGAUAUCAAAAAGGUUCAGUCUUGACAUAUCAGGGUUUGCAUUUAAUAGCACCAUACUGUGGGAUCCUAAGAGAUGGCGGCGACCAACAAUUGAGCCCAUCAGACUUUAUGACACAAUUAAAGGACUCCUGGAAACUACACUUGUUGAGCAAUUGGUUGAAGAUGAAAGUCAAAUGCAGGGAUUACCGAGUAAUUGUUCGAAAAUCAUGGUUUGGCAUGCUCAUAUGGAAGCUCCUGAGAUCUUUUACUCCCCUGGCUGGUUAAUGCUCAAAGAUAUUGAAGUUGCUAUUCCUCUACCAUGAUUUUUUUUUUACCUGACAUGGUUUGUUCGUGACUUUGGCACUGCUAAUUUCAUCUUGAGAUGCUGGCAAGUCUGUUGCUCCACAGAGGCAGGACACUGGUAGUGUACAGUUCUCAGAUGCUCUUCUGUUAUCCCAAAAAAAUGUGAUCUGCUUGAAUAUGUGAAAAGUACAGCUAGAGAAGGAUAUGCGCCGCAAUGAUGGAUAGAAUUAUCUCAACUUAUACUGUGCUCUCUGUUUCUUUUUGAGCUAAUUUUGUUUCCUGAACAAUGUAUUUGAUAGUUUCCAUUGUAUAAAUCUCAAGGCCUUAACUGAGAGCCCCAUUUAGAGAUUGUUCCUUGACAAUUUGGUUACUGCUUGUUUCUUAGCAAGGGUGGAAAAUGCCAAGAAUAAAAAAAUUUAUCAUUUCUUCAUCA